Molecule: messenger RNA, 1825 nt
Organism: Arvicanthis niloticus (Nile rat)
Lineage: Eukaryota; Metazoa; Chordata; Mammalia; Rodentia; Muridae
Gene: Bbs5
Product: Bardet-Biedl syndrome 5
Biological process (GO): intracellular transport; cilium assembly
Cellular component (GO): ciliary basal body; BBSome
Molecular function (GO): phosphatidylinositol-3-phosphate binding
Source: RefSeq, a predicted model, not a curated record
AGAGAAAUGGUCCCGACCAGAUGGAGUAGGACCUCAACAGGUUCCAAGUCUCAGAGAUCCAGGCCACCAGGGUAUGCAAGGUGGGCAGGGCCAGAGCCCCAUCAAACCAGGAAUGUAAUUUGAUGAAGUUAAGAUUUCUAGAUAGUGUAGGGAAAUAGCAGGGAAGCUGAAAUGGCUAAAGUUCUGCGCAGAGACCAGAGAGGUGACUCAGAAGUGAAGCACCUUUUCACCCACCCAGCUCAAGACGACCUAAAGACGCAAACGGGCUGGGAAAAGAGCGUGCACUACCUGGUGGAAGAUUGGGCCUCGGCGCCCGCCGUAGAUAUGAUGACAAAGCCGGCGCGUUGCCUUGGCGCCCUUAAGACGCCACAGGGCGGCCGCUGUGGAGUUCUUCGACGGGAUCCCUUGAUCGCCAUGUCUGUGAUGGACGCGUUGUGGGAAGACCGCGACGUGCGUUUCGACGUGUCCUCGCAACAGAUGAAGACAAGACCUGGGGAAGUCCUUAUUGAUUGUUUAGAUUCAAUCGAAGACACAAAAGGAAAUAAUGGAGACAGAGGUAGACUCUUAGUAACAAACUUAAGAAUCAUCUGGCAUUCCUUGGCAUUACCCAGAAUCAAUCUUUCUAUUGGUUACAACUGCAUAUUUAAUAUUACAACAAGAACUGCUAACUCCAAACUGCGAGGCCAAACCGAAGCUCUCUAUAUAUUGACAAAAUGCAACAACACCCGAUUUGAGUUUAUAUUCACAAAUCUGGUUCCUGGUAGCCCCAGGCUUUUUACUUCUGUGAUUGCUGUGCACAGAGCAUAUGAAACUUCUAAAAUGUAUCGUGAUUUUAAGUUGAGAAGUGCAGUCAUUCAGAACAAGCAGCUGAGGUUAUUACCACAGGAACAUGUGUAUGAUAAAAUCAACGGCGUAUGGAAUUUAUCCAGCGACCAGGGGAAUUUAGGAACUUUUUUUAUUACCAAUGUGAGAAUUGUGUGGCAUGCCAAUAUGAAUGAUAGUUUUAAUGUCAGCAUACCAUAUCUGCAAAUUCGUUCAAUAAAGAUCAGAGAUUCGAAAUUUGGUUUGGCUCUUGUCAUAGAAAGCUCUCAGCAGAGUGGAGGAUACGUUCUUGGCUUUAAAAUAGACCCAGUGGAAAAACUACAGGAAUCAGUUAAGGAGAUCAACUCCCUUCACAAAGUCUAUUCUGCCAGUCCGAUAUUUGGAGUGAAUUAUGAAAUGGAAGAAAAGCCACAGCCACUUGAAGCUCUGACUGUUGAACAAAUUCAAGAUGAUGUGGAAAUAGACUCUGAUGACCACACAGAUGCUUUUGUGGCUUAUUUUGCUGAUGGAAAUAAGCAACAAGAUCGUGAACCUGUAUUUUCAGAAGAACUGGGGCUUGCAAUAGAGAAACUGAAGGACGGAUUCACACUGCAGGGACUUUGGGAAGUAAUGAGUUGAUCUUGAGUUGAGCUGGAUCUCUAUAUAAAGAUAUCUCAAGAUUAAAAGAUACUGCUUGCCUGCUAUAGGCAUGGGAAUAUAUAUAUAUAUAUAUAUAUAUAUGUGUGUGUGUGUGUGUGUGUGUGUGUGUGUAUGUGUGUGUAUGUAUUUUUAUAGUUUAUGAAGUUUUUAAUAAGGAAAAACUCUUUAGUUUUAGAAAACUGUCAAAAAAUAAAAAUAAAUAAAGAAAACUGUCAGUUUUCUAAAAAUUAUAUUAAAUAUCAUAACUGAAAUGUACCUAGUUUAUAAAUGUUAAUAUUGUAACUAAUACUUGUAAAAAUAUUGAUUUUCAGAUAUUAAGUGAUUGUAUCAUGUUGUAUUUAAUAAAGAUUUUUAUGCAGCACCA